GUUCUCCUGGAUCGGCGGCGGCCCGGCCAGCAGGGCGGCCCCGGCGCUGCAUGACCCGGCUCAGCCGGAAGUGAAUGGCGCCGUGUUUCUCCAGAAUGGAGCUCGUACGCUCCGAAAUCAUAGGGCUUUUAACGGGGUAGCGAAAGCUGGAUUGUCCCCAUGAUGAAUUUUGAGGGGCUGGACCCAGGGAUGGGUGACUUCUCCUCGGCGCUGCACGGCACGCUGGAGCCAGGGCUGGAGGCGCCGUUGGACCCAAGGCUCGACCCGGCCCUCCUGCAAGGUGUCGAGCUGGACCCGGAUGGGCUGGCUGUCCCUGUGACAGAGUCUGUGCACCUGAUGGAGGGGAUGUUCUCGGAGCUGCACAACGUGCUCACAGAGGUGGGCAUCCCUGUGACGACGGUCCACUUCGACCUGCAGGAAGAGCUGCUGUGGAUGGGCAACCACCGGGGCCACACAAGCUCCUUCUUCGGCUCCACCAUGGGCCGCUACUCCUCCUUCCAAGUGCAUGCAACCGACGACAUCAGGAACAUCCAGAGCCUGGAGACCGGUGUGCUCUUCCUCUCCAAGAGUAACCUCAAGUGCCUCACACGUGGUGGUCUCAUCAUGUUCGACUACCCGAUGGAGGAGGCAGCAGACAUGCACAGUCUUCUUCUCAUGGAUAACAACACUCUUCUGAUGGGGGGGCUGCAAAACUACGUCUGCGAAGUUGAUCUAAAUACUGUGCAGGAGACCCAGAGAUUCACAGUGGAGGUUCCUGGUGUGGCCAUCAUGCGACAGUCCAACCGUUCGUUCUUCUGUGGUCACACAUCCGGAAAGGUGACCCUGCGAGAUCUGCGCACCUUCAAGCUGGAGCAGGAGUUCGACGCCUUCUCCGGCAGCCUGUCGGACUUCGAUGUGCACGGAAACCUGCUGGUGGCUUGCGGCUUCUCCAGCCGCGGGCUGAACGGGCUGGCCUGCGACCGCUUCCUGAUGGUGUACGACCUGCGCAUGAUGCGCGCUGUGACGCCGCUGCAGGUGCACGUGGACCCCUACUUUCUGCGCUUCAUCCCCACCUACACGUCACGCCUGGCCAUCAUCUCGCAGACGGGGCAGUGCCAGUUCUGCGAACCCACGGGCCUGGCUAACCUGGCUGACGUCUUCCACGUGAACACGGUGGGCCACCUGCUCAUGAGCUUCGAUGUGUCGUCCAGCAAGCAGGCGCUGGCUUUUGGGGACUCGGGUAGCGGCGUCCACCUUUGGUCCGACGCCCCAGAGGUCACCUUCAACAGUUACUCCCGGGACACGGACUUCGCCCUGCCAUGUCUUGUUGAUUCCUUGCCUCAUUUGGACUGGAAUCAAGAUCUUCUGCCCCUGUCCCUCAUCCCGAUGCCUCUAACUAGCACUGAGCCACUGCUUUCUGAUUGGCCAACGGCCCUGGCCACUCCGAGCCCGAGACGAGCACCUGCAGUUGACCCAGAGAUUCUGCGCACAAUGAAAACAGUGGGGUUCAUUGGGUAUGCCCCCAACCCUCGCACCCGGCUCCGCAAUCAGGUUCCUUACAAGACCAAGGAGAUUGAGCUGGCGUACGACAGUUACAGCCAGGUGCCCGAGUCUCCCAUUGGCCGAGAUGAGCAACCUCACCUUCACAUGGUGCCCAAGAAGUACAGGAAGGUGACCAUCAAGUACUCGAAACUGGGCCUGGAGGACUUUGACUUCAAGCACUAUAACAAGACCCUGUUUGCCGGGCUGGAGCCGCACAUUCCCAACGCCUACUGCAACUGCAUGAUCCAGGUGUUGUAUUUCCUGGAGCCGGUCCGCUGCCUUGUCCAGAACCACUUGUGUCAGAAGGAGUUUUGCUUAGCUUGCGAGCUGGGCUUCCUCUUCCACAUGCUCGACCUGUCCAGGGGAGACCCCUGCCAGGCCAGUAACUUCCUCCGUGCCUUCCGGACCAUCCCCGAGGCGUCGGCGCUGGGAUUAAUCCUCUCAGAUUCCGAUGAGCAGACCGGCAAGGUGAGGCUGGGCCGGCUGAUCCAGAGCUGGAACCGGUUCAUCCUGACGCAGCUCCACCAGGAGACCCAGGAGCAGGAGGCUCCACAGGCCUACAGGGGACUGAGCGGCAGCGCCUUCGGGUCCUCGGGGGAGUCUGUAAUUGGCCGGCUGUUCGGCUGUGAGGUGGAGAACAGCAGCCUGUGCCGCUGCGGCAAAGAGACGGUGCGGACCUCCCUCACGCUGCUCUUCACCAUGCACUACCCCGAGCAGACUCUGGACAAGACGAUAAAGGAGUGCGAGUUUGCCGACGUACUGAAGAAGAGCAUUUGCCUAGAGCAGAACACGCAGGCCUGGUGUGAGAACUGCGAGAAGUACCAGCCCACGGUACAGACCCGAAACAUCCGCUGCCUCCCAGACGUGCUGGUCAUCAACUGCGAGGUGAACGGCAUCAAGGAGGCAGAGUUCUGGAGAGCCCAGGCUGAGUAUGCUUUCAGCAAGGCGGCCAAAAAGGAGGAGGUGGGGCCUACAACACCAAAGGAGCCCACUCCUAGCGAGUGGUGUGUGGAGGAUGAAAUGUACUGUCCAGAAGGACUGACCUUUGGGAACAGCAUUGAGGACAUGAGGCACGUGUGGAUCCCACAGAGCCUGAAGAUGUGUAUCAGCAAGAGCCAGGGACUGGAGAUUUCCAGCUGGAGUGAGACAGAGGAGCUGAGUCCCUCAGAAGAGGCAGAGGGUGCUGUUAUCUAUGAUCUGGUGGUUACUGUUCCACAUCUGCUGGAUGCCCGCACAGGUGGUAAUCUAGUGGCACACAUCAAAGUGGGAGAGACCUACCAUCAGAGGAAAGAGGGAGUUACACACCAGCAGUGGUACCUCUUCAAUGACUUCUUGAUUGAACCCAUUGAAAAGGUAGAGGCGACUCAAUUUGACAUUAUCUGGAAGGUGCCGGCCAUAUUAUACUACGCCAAGAGGAACUACCACACCAAAUAUGACCUUCGCAUUAAGAACCCGAUUGAGGCCAGCGUGCUGCUAGCUGAGGCCUCACUGGCAAGGAAACAGAGGAAGAGCCAUGCCACCUUCAUCCCCCUCAUGGUUAGCGAGAUGCCACAGGCCGGUGACCUAGUGGGAUUAGAUGCCGAAUUUGUCACUCUGAAUCAGGAAGAAGCAGAGUUGCGUAGCGAUGGCACCAAGUCCACCAUAAAGCCCAGCCAGAUGUCCGUGGCCCGCAUCACUUGCGUGCGUGGCCAGGGCCCCAAUGAGGGAGUUCCCUUCAUCGACGACUACAUCUCCACACAGGAGCAGGUAGUGGACUACCUCACACAGUACUCAGGCAUCAAGCCAGGGGACUUGGACGCCAAGAUUUCCUCAAAGCACUUGACAACGCUCAAGUCUACAUACCUGAAGCUGCGCUUCCUCAUUGACACUGGGGUUCGAUUUGUGGGCCACGGGCUACAGAAGGACUUUCGGGUCAUUAACCUGCUGGUGCUGAAGGACCAGGUUAUCGACACGGUGCAUUUGUUUCACAUGCCCCGGAAGAGGAUGAUCUCCCUUCGUUUCCUGGCUUGGUAUUUUCUUGACCUGAAGAUCCAGAGUGAGACCCAUGACAGCAUAGAGGAUGCACGCACUGCGCUGCAGCUGUAUAGGAAGUACCUGGAUCUGAGCCGUGGGGGUGGAACCGAUGAGGUGCGGAACAUGCUGAAGGGCCUGUACGAAAAGGGACGCCAGCUGGACUGGAAGGUCCCGGAUGACGACAGCGGGGAAGCCCAGGGGAGCCCCAAAAAUAAUGAUGUAUUUCCUUCUGUGAUGGGACUGUGAACAGGUGCAUAAGAGAAACUGAAGACUUGUCCUGCUUUAGACACUUCUGCUUUUUAUAGAGUGAUUUUCUGCUGGACACGGAGUCAAUCCACUGAACGCCCAAUAGAAAACCCACAGUCUCCUCUUCAAAGGAUGUUCUUAUGCUGAAAUUUUUAUCUCACCAGCGCCUCUUGCCCAAGACCAGGAUUUAAUUAUUUUUUUCUCUGACAUCAGUCAGUGAAAUGGGUUGUAAAAACCAGCCUAAUUAGAACGGGCAUCUUUUAUGCAGCUAGUUUUGUUAGGCGAAAGCCAGUUCCACCCUUCCCCAGCGGACAUGAAACCUUGAACGUACAAGCAGGCCCAUGAUCCCUUAAUUCUCCAGUCAUCUCCUGAUAUCCAUGUAUAGCCAGCAUUUAAAAUGCUCUUUAACUGGGAAAUGUAAAUGGAAAUAUACACAAUAACUGGACUUGUACAGCAUUGCUUUUUUGUAUUUGCCUUUUUGAUGUAUACAUUUGUGGUAAUAAACAAUGAAUUAAACAA
Messenger RNA from Paramormyrops kingsleyae, 4299 nucleotides. RefSeq names its product poly(A) specific ribonuclease subunit PAN2 (gene pan2). Lineage: Eukaryota; Metazoa; Chordata; Actinopteri; Osteoglossiformes; Mormyridae. Gene Ontology annotation, molecular function: protein binding; nucleic acid binding; poly(A)-specific ribonuclease activity. Gene Ontology annotation, cellular component: P-body; PAN complex. The record is from RefSeq and is a predicted model, not a curated record. Gene Ontology annotation, biological process: mRNA processing; nuclear-transcribed mRNA poly(A) tail shortening.